AUGAACGGGUUCUCAGCUCAGGGCCUCGACGAGGACGCCUUUGCGGAGAAGUCGAGCUUGAAGGGUGGCCUUCAAACAUUCGAUGCCUUCCCAAAGACAAAACCCUCCUACACCACCCCGUCCCGCCGCGGCGGCCAAUGGACCAUCCUUAUCCUCGUCAUAUGCACCGUCUUCUCCCUCACUGAACUCCGCACCUGGCUCAAGGGCACCGAGGCACACCACUUCACCGUCGAAAAGGGCGUCUCGCACGACCUCCAGCUCAAUCUCGACGCCGUCGUCCGCAUGCCCUGCGACGACCUGCAUAUCAACAUCCAAGAUGCAGCCGGUGACCGCGUCCUUGCGUCCGAGAUGCUAAAGCGCGAACCAACAAGCUGGAAGCUAUGGAUGGAUAAGCGCAAUUACGAGGCCUUCGGCGGUGGUAGGGAAUACCAGACGCUUAGUCGUGAGGACGAGGGGCGCUUAGCGGCGCAGGAAGAGGACGCGCAUGCGAGCCAUGUGCUAAGUGAGUUGAGGCGCAAUUCGAAUAAGAAGUUCCCAAAGGGGCCGAAGCUUAGGUGGGGAGAACAGGUUGAUUCUUGUCGGAUUUAUGGUAGUCUGGAGGGAAAUAAGGUCCAGGGCGACUUUCACAUCACGGCGCGCGGGCACGGCUAUGGCGAUGGGAAGAAGCAUUUGGAUCAUUCUGUCUUCAACUUCUCGCACAUGAUAACAGAACUCUCUUUCGGCCCUCACUACCCAACCAUCCUCAACCCGCUCGACAAAACAAUCGCAACCACCGAGUCCCACUACUACAAAUACCAAUACUUCCUCUCCAUCGUUCCAACUAUCUACUCGCGCAACCAAAAGCUCCGGCUAGACAGGCUCCCCUCCUCCCUCGACCAAGACCGCCGAAAACACAACAAGAACCUCAUCUUCACAAACCAGUACGCGGCGACCUCGGCAUCUGACGCCCUCCCCGAAUCCCCCUACCUCAUCCCGGGUAUUUUCUUCAAGUACAAUAUUGAGCCGAUCUUGCUUCUCAUCAGCGAGGAGCGCACGGGUUUCUUGAACCUGGUAAUUAGGCUUGUGAAUACCAUCUCCGGUGUUAUUGUUACGGGCGGUUGGCUUUAUCAGAUGAGUGGCUGGGUCGCGGAGCUGAGGAGGAGACGUGCUGCGAAGUCCGAGGGGUAUUUGCAUGGGAAGAUGACUGAGGAGUGA
Messenger RNA from Aspergillus puulaauensis, 1194 nucleotides. RefSeq names its product endoplasmic reticulum-Golgi intermediate compartment family protein. The record is from RefSeq and is a predicted model, not a curated record. The transcript is spliced from 3 exons. Gene Ontology annotation, biological process: retrograde vesicle-mediated transport, Golgi to endoplasmic reticulum; endoplasmic reticulum to Golgi vesicle-mediated transport. Gene Ontology annotation, cellular component: endoplasmic reticulum; endoplasmic reticulum membrane; Golgi membrane. The coding region runs from base 1 to 1194 and encodes 397 amino acids. NCBI's taxonomy places the organism in Eukaryota, Fungi, Ascomycota, Eurotiomycetes, Eurotiales, Aspergillaceae.